AUGACAGCUCUCAGGCCCCUCAGGAAGCCCAAGAACAUCAAGAAGAGGACCAAGAAGUUUAUCUGGCACCAGCCCAACAGAUCUGACAACAUCAAGAGAAACUAUCAUAAACCAAAAGGCACUAACAACAGAGUGCAAAGACAAUUCAAGGCCCAGAUAUUAAUGCCCAACAUUGGUUAUGGAAGCAAUAAGAAAACAAAGCACAUGUUGCCCAGUAGAGUCAGGAAGCUCUUGGUGCACAAUGUCCAAGAGCUCAAAGGGCUCCUGAUGUGCAACAAAUCUUACUGUGCUGAGAUUACUCACAAUGUUUCCUCCAAGAAUCGGAAUCAUUGUGGAGAGAGCAGCUCAGCUGGCCAUCAAGAUCACCAAUCCAAAUAA
Messenger RNA from Monodelphis domestica (gray short-tailed opossum), 378 nucleotides. Lineage: Eukaryota; Metazoa; Chordata; Mammalia; Didelphimorphia; Didelphidae. The record is from RefSeq and is a predicted model, not a curated record.